This is a messenger RNA of Acipenser ruthenus (sterlet), 3535 nucleotides long. RefSeq names its product F-box/LRR-repeat protein 17-like. The record is from RefSeq and is a predicted model, not a curated record. NCBI's taxonomy places the organism in Eukaryota, Metazoa, Chordata, Actinopteri, Acipenseriformes, Acipenseridae. The transcript is spliced from 10 exons. Bases 245 to 2011 code for a protein of 588 amino acids. Gene Ontology annotation, molecular function: protein binding. Gene Ontology annotation, biological process: SCF-dependent proteasomal ubiquitin-dependent protein catabolic process. Gene Ontology annotation, cellular component: SCF ubiquitin ligase complex.
UUUCUUGCAAUCGGCAUUAGUAUGGGGCAGGAUUUCCCUUUCUGUGUAUAUUCCGGAACAUUUUUGUGCAGAAAGCAGUAACAUAUGUGAUAUAUUGUAUAUAUUCAUAAAUGUUGUGGAUACUACAGUUUUUACAACUGUUCAGCGCUCAUUUUUAUACACGGAUUAUGAAAGCAGGAGUUGGAGGUGAUCAGGAUUGUGUGAACUGGUGAGAGGACAUUGCUAGACACCCUGAGUCAUCUAUAUGGGCCAUCUUCUUUCGAAAAAUGGUAAGCGUGUGAAGAAGAGGAAAAGGAAACUGCGGAGGAACUGCUUCCUGCACGGGCCGUGCAUGUUGUGCUUCAUCGUCCACAGCAACGCCAACAACCGCGACGAGAACCAGCUUGAGAGUGCUUCCAAGCUCGCUGAGAGGUACGCCACUCUCAGUACACCGGAGGAUUGCGCCAAGUUUCUCCUGUCUCCAAAGGAACUCUGGGAGGAACAGGGCAAGUGCCUGCUAUCCAGCGUCCCAGCCAAGUUCAUUGGGCCUCAACUCUUGAGAACUGUCUCCACUGAGUACUUUGAGAUGGUAUGCAAGAGGAAGUGUGGAGGGGUACAGAAGUGCGCGCCCUGCAAGCAGCCACGCUGUACCUUUCAGGAGGUGACCGAGAAUGGUGUGGUCAGUGACCCAGCAGCCCAGUGCCACAUCCAUCUGUGCAGCUUGCCCUCCUCUUCCUCCUCCUCCUCCACAGAGUGCUCUGGUGUGGGGCUGCAGGUGGACUUAGGGGAGGGCAGCACCACCACCAACCAAGGCUCCUCCGAGAGCAGUGAACUUGCACCUCACAAGAACCUGCAGGAAUUCAAAGUGUUUGAGACUGAUGUGUCCAAUGUUAACCUCCUGCCUUCUUCAAUCCUGCUAAAGAUAUUUGCUCAUCUAUCCGUGAAGGAACGCUGUCUUUCUGCAUCAUUAGUUUGCAAGUACUGGUGUGAUCUGUGUUUAGAUUUUCAGUUCUGGAAGCAGAUAGACCUCAGCGGUCGACAGCAGGUCACAGAUGAUCUCCUUGUAAAGAUUGCAGCCAGGAGGCAGAAUGUGACUGAAAUUAACAUCUCUGAUUGCCGCAACGUUUCAGACGAUGGGGUGCGCUCCCUGGCAUCCCAGUGCCCGGGUCUUCUUAAAUACACAGCGUACCGGUGCAAACAACUUAGUGACCUCUCUCUCCUUGUCAUAUCCACUCACUGUCCUCUUCUGCAAAAGGUGCACGUGGGGAACCAGGAUAAACUCACCGACGAAGCCCUCAAACAGUUGGGAGAGCACUGUUCUGAACUGAAAGAUGUCCACUUUGGUCAAUGCUACAAGAUAACUGAUGAAGGCAUGGUGGUGCUAGCAAAGGGUUGUCCAAAGCUGCAAAGAAUCUACAUGCAAGAAAACAAACUGGUGACAGAUAAAUCAGUAAAAGCAUUUGCUGAACACUGUCCGGAGCUGCAAUUUGUCGGUUUUAUGGGCUGCUCUGUUACAUCCCAAGGGGUCAUCCACCUCACUAAACUCAAGAACCUGAGCAGCCUGGACUUGCGUCACAUCUCUGAGCUGAAUAACGAAACAGUGAUGGAAGUGGUGAGGAAAUGCCGGAACCUGAGCUCACUUAACUUGUGCUUGAACUGGAGCAUCAAUGACAGAUGUGUGGAGUUUAUAGCGAAGGAAGGACAGAGCCUAAAAGAACUAUACUUGGUAUCAUGCAAAAUCACUGACUAUGCUUUGAUAGCUAUUGGCCAAUACAGCACAACCAUAGAGACUGUGGAUGCAGGCUGGUGUAAAGAAAUCACGGAUCAGGGAGCCACCCAGAUUGCUCAGAGCAGCAAGUCCCUCAGGUAUCUGGGACUGAUGAGGUGUGAUAAGGUGAAUGAAGAGACCGUGGAGCAGUUGGUUCAGCAGUAUCAACACAUAACAUUCAGCACGGUGAUGCAGGACUGCAAGAGGACCCUGGAGAGAGCCUAUCAGAUGGGUUGGAUACCCAACACUUCCACUGCAUCAUAACCUCCUGCCUACAGUACCCAUCAUUAAUCUGACACACGCAUAUCCAGCAGCUCUAAGGUGCAACAGAUUUUUACUAACACAUGUACAGUAACAAACCAUCAGAAGCCAGGAGUCAACAAUCGACCCGCAACACAUUUAGAAUAACAGAACAUAGGCAAAAACACUGUUAAAACUUUUCAACAGCAUUACAAUGGGAGUGAAGUAGCUCUAUUUGUACAUUUGUAGCUGUAAAACCAUAGAGUCACAAUGCAUUGAAAUACAGCAUGUAUCUGGAAAACGUAAAGCAAUUGUCUUCCAGAUGCCGGCUUAGUUUUGAAUUUCUUGGUUAAAAACAAUACAAGCUCGACAACUGUUGCUACCAGAUAUUAAGGGUUUUUUUUCCUACUUAAAAGUAGUUUAGAGAUUUUUGGUUUUUUUUGUAUAAUCAUUUGAUCUUUGUUUUUACCAAAUAGUGCAAAGUGAGUUUGCAGUACAUGCCUAGAUAAUAAUAGACCAGGUGUACUACCUGUUAAGUAAAACAUAUUUGCCUGAACAUAUAUAGUAUUUCUCGUAUACCAUGAUGUUUUAUUAUUAUUACUGUUGUUGUUAUUAUUGUUUAGUAAGAGAAUAGAGGAAGUAAACACCACAGGGAACUGCACACAUUGUAAGCCAGGGGACUUUUUUCAGUGUUUUAAAAUCCUUCCCUUUAUUGUAUCAGUAAUCAAUAAUCCUUACAAGACACUAUUAUGCAAAUAAUCUGGGUAUUUUUUUAUUGUUUAAAAUAGAAAAGGCUUGUAGUUAGUAAUGUAAUGAUAUAAACUGAAUACAAUACCUGGGGGUUGUAAAGGAUAUGUACGUUUGUGAUGGCUUGGUAGAAUUUCAUAUUACCCAGAUGAUCUUUCAGCCUUACCUUUUGACACUCACCUUUUUGCUGGAUAUUUUCACACUUGAUCCUGUUUUUGUUUUUAUUAUUAUUAAUGUCAUUCUGUGUCCAAGAUAUUAUCCACUGGUAUACCUGUCAUGGCAAUAAUUCUCUUGCAUGGUUUCACAUCUACCAUUUCCAACGUUGUGUUUCAGAAGCAAGGGCUCUGUUUUAUUUCCCCUAAAGCCAGAAGAAUCCCACCACAUCCAAUAGAUAUUCACUAGCUAAUUAAAACAGAGCCCCUUGCUACCUGCAUUUGUGGGUUUGUCUUGUGUGUACUAUCCAGUGCUUCAUUAAUGUGUUAGUUUGCAUCAACUGAUUUGGUUCUUGUAACAUACCUUAAACUCAGAUGCUCAUAUUUGUUAAAUAUUCCUAGAACUAUAUAGGUGUCCAAAGGGCUAUAGUUGUAAUUGUGACCAACUUAAAUGUUCAUGGAGAUUUUUUUUCCCAUAAUGCCACCGAUAUAUACAAUACAUCUAAUAGUUUUAGACACAGUUCAUAACCCCUCUGCAAGACAACAUGUAUCUGCAAAAGGAAUACUUGAUAAAAUUGACAACUGUUUUGUUGGGUUUCUUUCUGUGUAUUUGGUAAUUUUUCUGUUUCAAUAAAACACACUAAAUCUA